AUGGCCGGGACGUCGCGGCGAUUGGUUGUGACCAAGCAACCCCCGUCCGAGUUUUACAAGGACGAAGGUGGACGCUCCAACUACCUCACGACCGAGAUCUCGCUGCUCGAGUUCAAUUGCAAGAAGGAGCUCGUGCGGUCGUCGUCGCGGGCGUUCACCCCGAUCCCUCUUCGCGUCAGCCUCUACUACGAGUCGGGCAAACGUGUGGACGAGAGCGACCAAGACAUUUUCCGCUUUGUUGGCGACGAGUACGACGCGAUCGUGAUUCGCGACGACACGCGCAGUGCGACGAUUCACUUUCGACUGGAGAAGGUGAGCCGGCGCAAGGACGGGCAGCGCUUCAAGCUCAAGAUUGAGCCCUAUGUGGAGCAGUGCCCUGUCAACUUGGACGACCUCGCCCCUGUGUUUACAACAGCAAUCUGUGUCCUCUCGAAGCGCAAAUACCCGAGCCAAGAUGCGUCGCACCGUGCCAAAAUCCUCAAGACGCUGCCUGGUAUGUAA
Messenger RNA from Saprolegnia parasitica CBS 223.65, 501 nucleotides. RefSeq lists its product as hypothetical. NCBI's taxonomy places the organism in Eukaryota, Oomycota, Saprolegniomycetes, Saprolegniales, Saprolegniaceae. The transcript is spliced from 4 exons. The coding region runs from base 1 to 501 and encodes 166 amino acids. The record is from RefSeq and is a predicted model, not a curated record.